AUGUAUUAUGACUUUCCUGCAGCGCCUUUCCCUUUGAACAGUUCACGACUGGUCGACGAGAACGUGGUCAGACAAACGAUGGAAAAUAUCCGGGAUACCGUGAACAAAGUUCAAGUGUCACUUGUAGAAUCAAUCGAUGACCAAACAGAAUUACUACGAUACGCCCGUGGCGGAAAACAGGCCGGAGCGAAAAAAAAUGGUCGCCGGAAUUCGUGA
Molecule: messenger RNA, 216 nt
Organism: Macrosiphum euphorbiae (potato aphid)
Lineage: Eukaryota; Metazoa; Arthropoda; Insecta; Hemiptera; Aphididae
Source: the annotation of a GenBank genome assembly